ACUGUACGAGGAUGUGGUAAAAUAGUUACUGGAUUAACACACUCGUGCAGGAUUAUAAAGUUUGGGUAGCGUUAGACUGUUUUUACAAUUUACUCACUGAUUUUGUUUCUCAAUAUCGCGUGUUCCCAGUCAUCGCACGUCAUGCUUGAGUCACCGAUUUGCGCCCAAGCCGGGUCAAUGCUAUUUUGAGUGACAGAGCCACGUUUUGUUUACAUUCGAUCACGGUGGUACUUUGGUUCGUUCAUGGAAUUAUUAAGAACGGGUUUAAUGUUUUCGCACUGUGUUUAGACACCGGUGAAUAUAUCAGGAAAGAUCGGGAAAAUGGGAAAAGACCACGAUAUUAUCCAGGCUGUAAAAGACCGAGAUUCAUACGGACUUCAAAAAAUUCUCACUAAGUUAGGAAAACAGUCUAAGAACAAACUGCUUGGGUCCAGUAAAAAGGGUGGCAUCAACUACCAGGACAGUGAUGGCAUGUCAGCUUUGCACCAGGCAGCCCUGGUUGGAAACCUGGACAUGAUGCAAUUACUUCUGGAGAAUGGGUCAUCUGUCAGUAUACAGGACAACAAAGGAAUGUUGGCUCUUCACUAUGCUGCAUGGCAGGGAAAGUCAGAACCAGUUCACAUGCUAUUACAGUGGCAGUCCCCCACCAAUGAACAAGCGAAAGAAGGCGAGGCACCACUUCACCUCGCCUGUCAACAUGGUCACUUCGAUGUGGUAAAUCUGCUACUUCUGCACCAUGCUAAUCCUACCAUUGUAAAUAAGGAAUGGAAGACUCCCCUUGACCUGGCCUGUGAAUUUGGAAGAUACCGGGUUGUUGAUUUACUUCUCAGGAGCAAUCUAUGUGCUGGCCUUCUGGCUGAGUCACCUAACGACAUGAUUGACAACAAUCGUACAACUUGUAUCCAUCUGGCUGCUAAAAAUGGCCAUAUUGAAAUCAUCAGGUUACUGCUACAGGCAGGUGUAAAUAUCAACAGAUCCACACUGCGGGGGACAUGUCUACAUGAGGCAGCACUGUGUGGGAAAACAGAUGUCGUCAAACUACUCCUGGAUUGUGGUGUAGAUGUCAACAAAUCCAAUUCCUACGACCAGACAGCACUGGACAUUGUGACAACGUAUACUACCACACGGGCUGCUCGUGACCUCAAGCAACUUCUUAAAGAGGCCAGUUUUGCAGUAAAGGCACGUGCCGUGAAGGACUUCUGUGACCUCUAUGACACAAAAUCCCUGGCAUUUCGGGAGGGAGAUAUUAUCAAGGUUAUAGAACAGGGUGAAAAUGCAUGGAAGGGAGUUGUGAUUAGUGAUAAUCGGAGGAUGUCUAAGCCGGGAUACUUCCCGCCAGAAAAUGUUGUCCUUAUUGACAGUUCAGAUUGCCAUGGUUAUAUUCACCAUCAUCAUGACCACAACGGUGCCUUAUAUCUGACGGGACAUCACGUUCAUCCUCAGACUCAUACUCAGUACAGUUCCAAUCCAGAAAGUCAUAAUGUAAAUGGUAGACCAUUUGACAAUCACAACCAUGUUGGCGAACAUAACUUACACAAUCACCACGGUGACUGGGCUUCACCAACCCCAUACUCCAUUGUCAGUGACCUAAGGACCGCUAGUCCAGCAAAAGGCAGUCCGACAAACAGUAAUCGUAACAGUGCAGCCAGCAGUGACAGUGGGAGGGGUUACAGCACUGGCCACUUAGAACCCAAGGUAACACAUAAUUACGCGAAUGUACAGAUAAAUAACCAACAUCGUCUAUCUGGUCAGAGUUACGAGUCCGGCGUAUCUUCACGUCAGAGCUACCACAGUACGUCAAGUUCCAGCGUCGGCAGUCUGGAUCGUCUUGAAGAGGGCGGCUAUAGCAGCCAGAUCAACGUGGCGGAGCUCGUCCAUGCAGGCCUGCCGGAUCACGAAGUCUUGCGCUGCUGGCUUCGAGAUCUGCGCUUUGAAGAUUACCAUGGCAACUUUUUGCAGGCUGGCUAUGACAUGCCAACGAUAUCUCGUAUGACUCCAGAGGAUCUCACAGCUAUAGGGAUAACAAAACCUGGCCACAGAAAACGUCUUAAGGCUGAGAUCGCGCGUCUGAACAUCCAUGAUGGCAUUCCUGACCACAAACCAACAUCGGUUAUGGAAUGGUUACAUCUGUUGAACCUGGAGCAGUACCACGCCACACUAGUGAACCAAGGCUACGAUAGUGUUGACUAUGUCACCGACAUCACCUGGGAAGACUUGGAGGAGAUUGGCAUUCAGAAACUUGGACACCAGAAGAAGAUCAUGCUUGCAAUAGAGCGACUUAAGAGAAUCAUGUCUGGUUCCAAACGUCUCUCUACCAUGGACAACAACAAGCGUUCAUCAGGUGAGGCACUAGAGCCUCCAGCCAACAACAACACACGAUGGUCAGCUGGCGAGGUUAUGUCAUCAUCAUAUAACGGCCAAGACAUGGCUGGAGGCAUGCCCUACAAACCACGCCGCUCAUCAUCUAGUGAAAACUCCAAUAACGCUAAUAUAGAAUUCUCAUCAGCAACGUCCUCGCCAUUCAAGAACCGACAUAGUAGUGAAAGUAGCAUUGACUCAUGCUUCCUUCCACCUAGUCCCAGUGGCAGUUCAACAUCAUCAUACCAACCUGAUGUUGUGGCCAUACAGGUUAAGAGGUCAUCAUCUCAGUCAGGCCCAGCACCAUACCAAAAGGAGUCACGAGACAUGAGUGGUCAAACAAUCACUUAUCAGUCAUUUCAGGUUCCAGCUACAGGCCAGCGACUGUCAGACAGCAUGGACCGCGAGACCACGCCAACUGGUGACGACAUGAUGUACAUAGUGCAGGGAUCGCCCAAGUCAUCAUUACCUGUGGCGACUGUUGUUCCUAAGGCAGCCAUUAAACCAAAACCUGUUGCUAAAAUAAUUGCGAAAACUAAACGUACUAGUCGUGAAUGUUCACCAGACAUUAUAGACAUUGAAAAGCAUGAAAUUGAAAAAAAUCAGGAUGUGUGUCACAGUCCAUCGCAUAAUGGAGGACAGCGUAAAUCAGAUCAUAUCUAUGAUCAACCUCAGAUACACAAUAUGUCUCCGAGUCACAAAAAGAUUGAACUGCAGGAGAUACCAGGUUCACCACAGACUCAUAAAAUCAACAAAAAUGGUGCUGUUACGGAUCCAAUUUUUGUCUCAACACAACAUGAAGUGACAUCACAAUCUCAAAACUCUCCUCAACAAGGAUCGCCAAGUGGGAAAAGUCGGAAGGUUCCCCCUCCUCCACCACCAAAACGGACUAAUUCCAUUACACAACGAUCUGACAUUGGUGUAAAAGAGCAAAGGUCACCUCACUUUGCUGGUAGCAUACCUAAGUCUGCCAUUCAGGGUCAGACAGUUGGUAACAAACAGGAUCAGAGUUCACAUGUAAAGGAACAGGCAUUUGCAAAUUGUGUUCAGUCUCUUUCGCAGAGAUUUGGAAGGAAACGUGAGGAAUCGUGCAAUUCUGAUGAGGUGUGUAGUUCUGAUGGGGAGGAGUUUCCCCCACCACCUCCUCCUGUUGCAAUGGAUAUUAUCACUCCCAAACUGCACAACUAUGGGAUUCCAAGUAAGGAGGAGAAAAGCAGUAUGGGUAGUGAGUAUCGCCAUCAAGGCAAACCCAAAGUGGAACACAGCAUGUCUCCGGGUACAGUUGUGAGUAGUACUCAACACAGUCCAGCCAAGACUGUGUCAGUCAAUGAGGAAACAAAUGAGGGAAAUGUUGAAAGUACAUUUGGUGUAAAACUGAGGACACAACCCACUGUGUCUGUGACAGCCCAGGGAACUCCGCCCCCUACUCCUCCACCUAAGUCACAUGGUACAAUUCAGGGUGGGGCUCAUUCUGUGUCUCGUACUGCCCCAGCUGUGUCUCAUCCAAAACCAUCACUGCCACCCAAAGUGUCGUCCGUGAAUGGGGGUCAUCCUCCGCACCCCAUCAGUAGUGUUCAUAGUGAGAUUGGUAGUGCUAGGGAAAAGAGAAAAGACUCUAAUCCUGGCUUGGAUCUGAAUACCUCCACGUCGAGUGUUGACUCCAACACUCUACCAUUUGCCAAUGAAAAUGUAGGAACAAUAAAGCAGCGAACACCUACUACAAAGCCCUCUGUAGUGCUUAUUUCUGAAGAGCUUGAUCAGGGGAAUUCUCACAUGUUCCAGCAUCUCUCCGCUGGCACCCACACUGUGUCCUCUACACAUCAUCCUGUCACAUCCCACAAAGAAAGCAAGAAGCCAGUGGUGCCGAAGAAGCCAGGGGUAGCCAUGGGAAUGCCUUCAGGAUUUAAUACAGCAAAACCCUCGGGUGGUGAUGUCCUGAAUGACAUAGACAACAUGUUACAGGGCUUAACCGAUGAGUUGGAUGCCAUGUUGGAAGAAGAAAUGAAUCUGGAGUGACCAGAAUAGAAUCUGACCUUUUAAAUAUUUAUUGACCAACUAUUCCUUGGCCUUUGGUCACUCAUUAUAGUAACCACAUGUGGCUGUAGAAAUUUAGUGCUGUGGGGAAAGAUGGCCCUACUUUGGAUGUGUUUGGAAAAUAUCCUGGUUACUGAAGAAUAUUGCAAGCAGAAAAAAAGUGAUCAAUCCUACAACUGAGGUAUAUAUGACGAAAGGGUCAUGUGUGGAAUUCUUGAUAUUUGAAUAAAUUGUGUGAAAGUAAAUAUCCAUCUAACCAGUACAAUUACCAAAUGUAUUUACAGCUUCAUGGCUGUCAACAUUCCUUUUAGGAAUUUUAUGGAUAUAAUAUAUAACAACAGUGACCUUCUUAUCAUGGUUUGCUUAAUACAGAAAUAUUGAGGGUAGAGAUUUGAUUGGAUGAAAAAAAAAUCAAUGAUAGUCAUUUGAUUGGAUGGAGAAAACCUGGGAAGGUCACUUGGUUGGAUGGAGAAAAAUUUAGGAUUAUAGUCAUGUGAUUGGACGGAGAAACAUCGAGGAUAGUCAUUUGAUUGGAAUCUAGGAUUGCCAUAUGAUUGGAUGGAGAAAAAUCUAGAAUAGCCUUGUGAUUGGACGGAGAAAAAUCUUGGAUUGUCAUGUGAUUUGAUGGAGAAAAAUCUUGGAUUGUCAUAUGAUUGGAUGGAGAAAAAUCUAGGAUUGUCAUAUUAUUGGAUGGAGAAAAAUGAAGCUAGAUAUUUGAUUAGAUAGAAGAAAAUGAAGGGCAGACAUUGUUUUGGGAAAAAUCAAAGGUUGAUGUUUUAAUUUGAUUCACAGUAAUGACUAAUUCACAAUUCAGGGUACCUCAUCAAUAUCAACGAUUGCUGAUAAUAAUUCAUGAAAUUAGGUGCUUCAAGAUCGAAUCAAAUGUCAUUUUUUAUUUUAAAAUUGAAGAAACUUUGAAGGACGUGCAAAAUUGUACAUGUCAAAUAGCAAAUUUUGAAAAGAUUAUAGCAAGUUGAAAUGAUAAACUGUUAAUGAAAGUCUGUGUGUUUAAUUAAAUUUUAGAUUAAAAUAUGGGCAAAAAAACCUAAACGUUUCACAUCAUGUAAAUAAAGCUUGUGGGAUGUGUUCACUUUAAGAUUGUAACCCAUGUACUGUUUAUGUUGGAGAAAAUCUUGCCACUUUGAUUUGCUCUGGUAAUUGGUUGAUGUGAUAUAAGACAUACUUGAUCAGUAUUUAUUUAGUUCUGCAUCUUUAUUAAGAUUCACCAAAGCUUUGAUGGGGAUAUUAUGUGUACAGUGUAUCCCCUACUUCCUCUCAUAUGUAUACACAUUUCUCAAGUAAUUUACACUGCCCACUACAAGUUAUAUUUGGCUAUUUCUGUCGGUUGUGUUCUAAAUCUUAUACAAUUUCUAUUUUGUUCAUUAAUUGAUCAUUCUUUUCAUCUACAUGGUAAAGUCAUUCUGUUUUGUCUGUUGUAAUAUUAUUAUCAAAGUAUCACCUUGAACUUCAGCAUUGUAAAACUACAUGUAUAUAUCUAUACAUUUAGAAUAUCAUAUUUCUGGAUUUUUAUCAAUAGUCAAUACUUGUAUUAUAUUAGAGAAAUUAUUUCCAAAUUUUGAUAUUUUACUGGUAUUAAAGGCACUUCUUGUUUAGAUUUUCCCUACAUGUAAUGGAUUCUGACAUUCCCUCAUGUUACAUGUAAUGGCAGACAGUACCACUGUCAAAAUCUGUCUGUCAAAGAAAGAUAACUCAUCAUACAACACUUUCAACAAUGUGUUUGUAAACUCAGUCUUGUUUCACUUUCGCUUUCUAUUUAUGGAAUAAGAUUGUAAGAGCAAACAUAUCAGAUUGUACAGGGCUAAACAGAUGCACCCUUGUCUGUCUUUUCAUCUUUCUUUUUUUUUUUUUCUUAAAGUCUUUAAUCAUGAAUUUAUCAAAUAUCAAAAAGUCAUUUUUGUGAUAUCAUUUUGUCUCAAAAAUUUAAUUAUUUAUAAAAUGUUAAAUGCUUUUAUUAGACUUCUUUUCUAAUGGUAAAGGUAUUUCAUUAUUAUUGGGAAAUUUUUAUCUCCUCUAUAUUGUAAACCAUCCUAGGUUGGUCUGUCAUUCUUGCAACAUAUACCAUCUCAUUUACUUCAAUUUAUUAGGUGUUGCUGGAUCAUUAAUACAUCUUUCUAUUUCAAAACAAUUUUUAAAGUGCAUGAUCCUAUUUUUUCUUUAUAUAUAUAUAUAUACAUAUAUAUGUAUACACUGAAAUUUGUAUUUGUAAAUGUUUGUACCUUUCAAAGGAUUUUUGCUGUUGACUUUUCAUGACCUCAGUUGAAUGUUGCAUAACUCUUUAUCUCUUGUUUAAUAUUUGCUUACAUGUGCUUGUAUAACAAUUUAUAGGAUGUUUGUAUUGUGAAUAGUGAACGUCACCAUUUAUAUUUAUAUAAAUGAAUGGAUGUCUCAUUAAAAAAUUGUCGCUGAAUUUAUCAAUGCAUUGAUCUAGAUUGACAAUAUGGUGGUCGCUGAUCAUGAAUCUCUAGAAGUUUCCAACUUCAUAUUGGUCUUGUGAAUCUAAAGUGAUAGACAUGUGUAAACUGGUAAAAUUACAGAAAAAAAAUCUUAACAUAAAGAUUUUUGAAAUCAUUUCACUUUGUAAUUUUGAAGAUAUAAUGAAAACGAUAAGAAUGCUCCUACCAAGAUCUAGUCCUAUUAGAUAUAUGUUACAGAUACAAGGUUACAGACUUAGAGGAAUGCCCGAGCAUUUUGUUUGAAGUACAAUGUAUAUGUUGUGUUAUACCAGGCCUUGGUUUGGUGUAGAUUUAGUUGUGCCUGCUAGUUAAAUGCUGUAUUUAUCCUGUAAUAAGCCCAGGCCAACAAGGAAAUCCUGGCUAAAUGUCAGGAGGUGGGCUUACUACAGGACGCUAAAACAAGAAUUGAUUGUAAUCCUACAGACUAGAAAUAAGACAACUAAGAUUGUUCAGUAGUGUGUGUGUAUAAGUUAUUUGGCAAUACAUUAGGAUGAUAAUUUAUAUUCGUAGCAUGUUAUUAUAAAGCCAUGUUACCAUAAUUUACCAGUGAUAAACAUACAUCAUUUAUUUAGCCCACCCAUGACCUAAUUAAAAUUAAUUUCAGACAUAUUUAUAUAUACAUUUUGAAAUAGGUCGUUUCAGCAUAAAAUAUCAGAAAAUUGAUGUCACUCCACAAACAUGUAUACUAUCCCUCAUUUUAAGCUCUGCUCCGCACACUUCUACCCUUCUGCAACCAAAAGUCUGUUAUGUCCCUUCUGAAUUCCCCUCUGUCUUCUAACAGAAUGCCUGUCAUUAGUGAAAUAUGGUAACAGAAUUAAAUUAUAUAGAUAAAUAAAAAGAAUCAUUACGGUUGUGUUUAAACUGUGAGUGUUGUUGAUCAUGAACUUGAUGAAAUCAAAAAUAUUGGUUGUGUAUCUAUUAUUGAACAAUAUGAUGAUGAAAAUCAAGAAGGGAGAGUGUAGUUUGUGUAAUAAAGUAUAUAAUUUAUAAUACAGUGUAUACAAUCACACAAGUUUACUACUAUACUGCAAUAUUGUAUUGUAAUACUAAGUUUAUAAUCACACAAAGUUACUAUUCUGUAAUAUUGUGUAUACAACGAUGCAUUGUAUCUGUAGUGUAAUACAAAGUUUACAAUCACACAAAGUUAUUGUACUGUAACAUUGUGGUACUGUAAUAAAAUGAUACAAUGCAUCCAAAGUAUGCUACAGUACUGUGAUACAGCUUAAUGAUACAAUACUACAGUAGUAUGAUACAUUACAAUGAUACAAUACUAUAGUAGUGUGAUACAUUACAAUGAUACAAUA
Ylistrum balloti is the source of this 8170-nucleotide messenger RNA. Its product is annotated as caskin-2-like. The record is from RefSeq and is a predicted model, not a curated record. The transcript is spliced from 18 exons. Bases 322 to 4374 code for a protein of 1350 amino acids. Gene Ontology annotation, molecular function: protein binding. NCBI's taxonomy places the organism in Eukaryota, Metazoa, Mollusca, Bivalvia, Pectinida, Pectinidae.